GAGACAAGGGGUGAGAAAAGAAAGGAGGGCCGAGGAAAGGGUCUGGGUCACGGAAAGCCAAAGGAGGCCCACGAUGUCCACGCCUCGCGCCGAAGAGCGGCGACCACUGGUGGCUCGAGGCCCGCAGGGUCCCCGACGGUGGAGAAGGACAGCAGCCGCUGCGGUGCUGCUAGUGGAGAUGCUGGAACGUGCUGCUUUCUUUGGCGUCACCUCCAACCUUGUGCUCUACCUCAACAGCUUGAACUUCAAUUGGGAGGGCGAGCAUGCCUCACGGGCCACGCUCCUCUUUCUGGGCGCCUCCUAUCUGCUGGCUCCAGUGGGAGGCUGGCUGGCCGACGUGUACCUGGGCCGCUUCCUCGCUAUCUCGCUCAGCCUGCUGCUCUACCUGGCCACCUCUGGCUUGUUGCUCACCACCAUCACCGACGAUGGCCGCAGAUCCUUCUGCGGAGAGAUGCCGGAGGUGCCGCUGGGUCCCGCCUGCCCAUCCGGAGACUGCCAAAGCUUCUGGUCCAGCCCCUACUGUGCGCCCACCCUUUACUUGGUACUGUUGCUUCUGGCGCUGGCUGCCAGUUCCGUCAGGAGCAACCUCACCUCGUUUGGGGCUGACCAGGUGAUGGAUCUCGGGCGUGAUGCCACCCGCCGCUUCUUCAACUGGUUCUAUUGGAGCAUCAACCUGGGUGCCGUACUGUCCCUGCUGGUGGUGGCCUUCAUCGAGCAGAACAUCAGCUUCCUAUGGGGCUACAGCAUCAUUGUGGGCCUCGUGGGACUGGCAUUCUUCCUUUUUCUCUUUGCCACCCCUGUCUUCAUCACCAAGCCCCCAACAGGCAGCCAAGUGUCAUCUAUGCUGAAGCUUGCAUUCCAAAGCUGCUGUCCCCGGCACUCUUCCAGGGACUCUGAAGGUGCCCACCUGUUGCCUUCCCAGAGGUCUCACCAGCCUGGACCUUCUCCACAAGAAGACAUGGCCAACUUCCAGGUGCUGGUGAAGAUCCUGCCUGUGAUGGUGACCCUUGUGCCUUACUGGAUGGUGUAUUUUCAGAUGCAGUCCACCUAUGUCCUGCAAGGUCUCCACCUCCAUAUCCCCAACAUCUUCCGGACCAACCCUAACAAUAGCUCUUUGUCUUUGAGAAUGGAUAGCAGUAACUACAGGAUCCCGGAAGCCUGGCUCCUGCUGGCCAAUGUUGUGGUGGUGUUGAUUCUGGUCCCUGUCAAGGACCACGUGAUUGACCCUCUACUGCUGAGGUGCAAGCUGUUGCCCUCAGCUCUACGGAAGAUGGCCCUGGGCAUGUUCUUUGGGUUCACCUCCAUCAUCGCGGCAGGAGUCCUGGAGAAAGAGCGCUUGCAGUACAUUGCUGCCAACCAGACAGUGCCUCAGGUGAUUGGGCAGGACUUGUACUAUGCAGCACCACUGUCUAUCUGGUGGCAAAUCCCCCAGUACCUGCUCAUCGGGAUCAGUGAGAUUUUUGCCAGCAUCCCAGGGCUGGAGUUCGCCUACUCAGAAGCCCCACGCUCCAUGCAGGGUGUAAUCAUGGGCAUCUUCUUCUGCCUUUCCGGGGUAGGCUCACUGCUAGGCUCUGGUCUGGUGGCCCUACUGUCCUUGCCUGGGGGCUGGAUGUACUGUCCCAAGGACUUCGGGAACAUCAACAACUGCCAGAUGGACCUUUACUUCUUCCUGCUAGCCGGCAUUCAGGCUGUCACAGCUGUCCUGUUUCUCUGGAUUGCUGGCCGCUACGAGAGGACGCGUCAGGACCCAGCCUCCCAGACCUCCUCGUCCAGCAGGGUCAGGGGCUGA
Molecule: messenger RNA, 1789 nt
Organism: Acomys russatus (golden spiny mouse)
Lineage: Eukaryota; Metazoa; Chordata; Mammalia; Rodentia; Muridae
Gene: Slc15a3
Product: solute carrier family 15 member 3
Exons: 8
Coding region: 74-1789 (571 amino acids)
Biological process (GO): transmembrane transport
Cellular component (GO): lysosomal membrane
Molecular function (GO): transmembrane transporter activity
Source: RefSeq, a predicted model, not a curated record